Paramecium sonneborni is the source of this 2366-nucleotide messenger RNA. Lineage: Eukaryota; Ciliophora; Oligohymenophorea; Peniculida; Parameciidae. The record is from the annotation of a GenBank genome assembly.
AUGAAUAUACUAUUUAAGCCUUUAAAAAUGGGAGAUAUGCUUUUACCAAAUAGAAUUUGUAUGGCAGCUCUAACAAGAUAACGAUGUGAAACAAAUGACUUGAUCCCAAAUGAUUUAAUGGUUAAAUACUAUACUUUAAGAGCAAAUGCUGGAUUUAUGCUAACAGAAUGCGUUCCAAUUUCUGAAAGAAGUUUAGCAUUUCCUGGAUAACCAGGAAUUUAUACAAAGGAAUAAACAUAGGGAUGGAAAAAAGUUGUAGAUAACGUACAUUAAAAAGGAGGAAGAAUAAUAGCUUAAAUUUGGCAUUCAGGGAGAGCGUGUCAUUCCUCAUUUUAAAAUGGUUUAAAAGUUUGGGCUCCUUCUGCUAUUGCUCCUAGGAGUAAAGUAAGAAGAUCAUAAUUAUUCCAUGAAAUACCUCAUGAGAUGUCAAUAGAUGAUAUCAAAUUAGUUAUCUCAUAAUUUAAACAGGCUGCUAUUAAUUGUCAAUAGGCAGGAUUUGAUGGAAUUUAAUUACAUUGUGGUACAGGAUAUUUAGUAGAUCAAUUUCUUAGAGAUAGUGCCAACAAAAGAAUUGAUGAAUAUGGAGGGAAUAUAUAAAAUAGAAGCAAAUUUUGUUUAGAAGUCCUUGAUGAAAUUAUUAAAGUUUAUGGGAAUGGUAGAGUUGGUGUUAAGAUAUCUCCUGUUGCUAGAGUUAAUGACAUGUGUGAUUCUGAUCCCCUUAAAUUAUUUUCUUAUUUAAUAAAAGAAUUUGAUAAAAGAUAAUUAGCUUUUAUUGAAUUAAGAGAUGAUAAUGAUAUCCCUAAUUACUCAAAUUAUGGAUACCCUGGAAGCAAGGAAUAAAUAUCAGAUUUAUUUUAAUCUUUUAGACCUUUAUUUAAAGGUGUAUUGAUUGGAAACAUGGGUUUUACACCUGAAACAGCUACUGAGAAUAUAGAAUUAAAUAGAUUCGAUGCUGUAACUUUCGGAAAAUUAUUUAUAUCCAAUCCAGAUUUAGUUAACAGAAUUUAAAAGAAUUAUUAAUUGAAUUACAAGUGGGAUGAAAGCACAUNUAUCAUUCAUUUAAAGCAGAAGAUAAGUAAUUUAUAUAGAAUAUGAGUACAGCGGUGUUAAAUUAAAAAAAUAAUAAUUAAUGGUAAAUAAGCAAACGUAUUGAGCAUUGUUAAAAUGACAAUGUUGAUGGAAAGUUCAAAAAUUAUCUAUAUAAAACGAGGCUUUUCUGGUGUAAUUAACUAAAAAUAGAUUAAUUAAUUAUAUUAAUGAAUAUACUAUUUAAGCCUUUAAAAAUGGGAGAUAUGCUUUUACCAAAUAGAAUUUGUAUGGCAGCUCUAACAAGAUAACGAUGUGAAACAAAUGACUUGAUCCCAAAUGAUUUAAUGGUUAAAUACUAUACUUUAAGAGCAAAUGCUGGAUUUAUGCUAACAGAAUGCGUUCCAAUUUCUGAAAGAAGUUUAGCAUUUCCUGGAUAACCAGGAAUUUAUACAAAGGAAUAAACAUAGGGAUGGAAAAAAGUUGUAGAUAACGUACAUUAAAAAGGAGGAAGAAUAAUAGCUUAAAUUUGGCAUUCAGGGAGAGCGUGUCAUUCCUCAUUUUAAAAUGGUUUAAAAGUUUGGGCUCCUUCUGCUAUUGCUCCUAGGAGUAAAGUAAGAAGAUCAUAAUUAUUCCAUGAAAUACCUCAUGAGAUGUCAAUAGAUGAUAUCAAAUUAGUUAUCUCAUAAUUUAAACAGGCUGCUAUUAAUUGUCAAUAGGCAGGAUUUGAUGGAAUUUAAUUACAUUGUGGUACAGGAUAUUUAGUAGAUCAAUUUCUUAGAGAUAGUGCCAACAAAAGAAUUGAUGAAUAUGGAGGGAAUAUAUAAAAUAGAAGCAAAUUUUGUUUAGAAGUCCUUGAUGAAAUUAUUAAAGUUUAUGGGAAUGGUAGAGUUGGUGUUAAGAUAUCUCCUGUUGCUAGAGUUAAUGACAUGUGUGAUUCUGAUCCCCUUAAAUUAUUUUCUUAUUUAAUAAAAGAAUUUGAUAAAAGAUAAUUAGCUUUUAUUGAAUUAAGAGAUGAUAAUGAUAUCCCUAAUUACUCAAAUUAUGGAUACCCUGGAAGCAAGGAAUAAAUAUCAGAUUUAUUUUAAUCUUUUAGACCUUUAUUUAAAGGUGUAUUGAUUGGAAACAUGGGUUUUACACCUGAAACAGCUACUGAGAAUAUAGAAUUAAAUAGAUUCGAUGCUGUAACUUUCGGAAAAUUAUUUAUAUCCAAUCCAGAUUUAGUUAACAGAAUUUAAAAGAAUUAUUAAUUGAAUUACAAGUGGGAUGAAAGCACAUUUUAUACAAAAGGAAAAAAAGGAUAUCUUGAUUAUCCCCUAUUUGAAGAAAAUUAAGAAUGA